Messenger RNA from Drosophila arizonae, 673 nucleotides. RefSeq lists its product as uncharacterized. NCBI's taxonomy places the organism in Eukaryota, Metazoa, Arthropoda, Insecta, Diptera, Drosophilidae. The record is from RefSeq and is a predicted model, not a curated record.
GGGAAACAUUUUGACGAUAUAAAAGUCCGGAGCAGCUGCCUCAACAGCAACAGUCUCUCGUCAGCUGCAAUCCAACCAAAAACCCAACUCUAGAAAAUGUUCCGUUUCAUUGCUAUCUGUGCCCUGGCCACUAUUGCCGCUGCCGCUCCUGGUUUCGUGGAGCAGCAUCAUGUGGUGGCAGCACCCGUCGUUGCCAAGGUAGGCGCAGUGGUGCACAGCGCACCCGUGGCCACCUCCCACCAGAGCUUCACGCAGUUCCACAACCAGGCGGUCAUCACGCCCGUGAUCAAGCAGGUGGCUCCAGUGGUGCCUGUCGUCAAGCAGGUGGCUCCAGUGGUGCCCGUGGUCAAGCAAGUGGCUCCCGUGGUGCCUGUUGUCAGCCAUGUGGCUCCCGUGGUGCCCGUUGUGAAGCACGUGGCUCCAGUCGUCCAGCACCAGACCUAUGUGGCGCCCGUGUCCGUUGUGAAGACUCUGCCCCACGCUGUCUCCCACCAGAGCCACACCCAGAUCCACCAGAAGUCCAUCAUCACCCCAGUGGUUGCACCCGUGAUCAAGACCAUCGCCACGCCAGUGGUUAAGCAUGUUGCCGUCGCUCCCGUCGCCCACGUCUAUCAUCACUAAGAACCUUUUCUGAUUGAUUUGUUGAUUAUUUGAAAUAAAUUGGGAGUGUUUA